Messenger RNA from Acipenser ruthenus (sterlet), 4126 nucleotides. RefSeq names its product syntaxin-binding protein 6. Bases 284 to 913 code for a protein of 209 amino acids. Gene Ontology annotation, cellular component: exocyst; plasma membrane. Gene Ontology annotation, molecular function: phosphatidylinositol-4,5-bisphosphate binding. The record is from RefSeq and is a predicted model, not a curated record. Lineage: Eukaryota; Metazoa; Chordata; Actinopteri; Acipenseriformes; Acipenseridae. The transcript is spliced from 6 exons. Gene Ontology annotation, biological process: exocytosis; Golgi to plasma membrane transport.
CUUUUGGUUCCAAACUAUUUGGACGGAGUUGCUGUAUUCUUCCAGUAGGGUAGUGACUGGCUGGAUGCUGCUGUAGGAUUGAGUAUUACAACUCGUACUGGCAAACAUACUUCUGGAUUAUUUUUUAUUUUAAACCGAGAUGAUACCAACACAUCUAACUAGAUAUCAGCAGGAACUGAUGGAUGCGGUCUGAUUUAAACAAUCCGAAGCGAGUUAGUUACACGCGGAAAAAAGUCAACGUUAAAAGUGUUAAGUCUGCUGUUUGACGUGUGUCCAGCCGACAAUGAGUGCCAAAUCUGCCAUCAACAAGGAGGUUUUUGCACCACAUGAUGAGAAAAUGCUCGGAGCAGUCCAGGUCAAAAGGAGAAUGAAGAAAAAGAUCCCUUUCCUUGCCACGGGAGGGCAGGGAGACUACAUGACCUUUAUAUGCCUGUCAGUGACAAAUAAGAAGCCCGCUCAGGUCUCGAUUACCAAGGUCAAACAGUUUGAAGGCUCAUCAGCAUUUGUACGGAGAUCACAGUGGACGCUUGAUCAGCUACGGCAGGUGAACGGAAUUGACCCAAAUCAAGACUGUGCAGAAUUCGAUUUAGUAUUUGACAACGCUUUAGACCCAUGGGUAGCAGGCUCAGCCACAGAGAAAUGCACGUUCUUUCAGAUCCUCCACCACACUUGUCAGCGGUUCCUUGCAGACAGGAAGCCAGAGUUUAUUAACUGCCAGUCCAAGUUACUUGGAGGUAACAGCAUCUUGCAUUCAGCUGCAGAUAGCGUCACCAGUGCAGUACAAAAGGCUAGUCAGGCCUUAAAUGAGCGUGGGGAACGGUUAGGCCGCACAGAAGAGAAAACAGGCGAAAUGAUGAACAGUGCCCAGCAGUUUGCCGACACUGCACACAAGCUUGCCAUGAAGCACAAAUGAUGAGACAUUGCCAGAUAUUUAGGGGCCUGCCCAGGGUGAAACAAACAGGCCUUUUGGAACACAUUGUGUUUUUGUGUCUUUUUUGUGUUAUCCUUUUUUUAUUUUGCAUUGAAGGACAUCCAUUGUUUCUUAAAUGUGAAGAUUUUGAACUGGAUAAAAAAUACAAAUGCACAGAGCACAGCUAUGUGGGGUUAGCCCUUUCCCUCCAAUUGGUGGGUUUUGAUCUCGCCAGAGAACUCGCUGUUACAGCAGCUUUCAAUAGCCAGCUAACCGAUUUCUCAAUUACAACCAACAGAAAAAACAAAGCAGUCCCCUUCUGAUGGAUCUUUGCUGUUUGGUGCCGCUCAAAACACCUGCCAUUUCCAAAGGAGAAGUCGUUUCAGUUGUGUUUAUAUGGAUUAAAAGGAAUCAUUGAUCAAAUCCCCAUGUUCUAUGGCUUUAGUAAACCAGACAGGCAGUGGCAUUUUUGGCAUUUGUUCUUACAUGGUAUUUUAAUUCUAUCUGCAUUUUCAUCUACCCUCUGCAAGGAGUGUAUGGGAACCAUAUUACAAUAAAGUCUGAUAUUGGCAAACCAUGUAUUUCACACGUUGUUUUUUUUAAUAGUAUUAUUCAUGCUUGUAGAAAGGGGUGUUUUUAAAGCAUUGUUUUCCUAAGACAUAGCAAUUAACAAGAUUUGACACUAUUAAAAUUGUGGGGGGUUGGUUGUUUGUGUUUUUUUGUUGUUGUUGUUUUGUUUUUUGUUUUUUUUAAAUGAUAAUGUAGUGUUUUUUUUCUUCCCCCUUUUUUCUUUUUCUUUGGUGGUUGGUGGUUGCUAUGAAACAACUUUUUUUUUUUUUUCAUCAAUAGAUGAUCUGAAAAAGUAAUUUUUGACAUUUGUAUGUCUUCACAUAAAUGUUUAACGGGUAAGGAUUAUAGGCAUGUUCUUCGUGAAUAGAUGUGUUGCCAAUAAAAAGGAAUGUUCUUUUCUCAGUUACCUUCUGUUAAAAAAAAAAAAAAAAAAAAUACUACUGUCUUCAUAUUUCUAUUCUUUGGCUUGAAUUUCCAUUGUCACUUUUCAAGGUGCCUGUUUUAACCUGUGGGUGAGUCCUGCACUAGUAUGGACUAGUAUUGCAAAAGCCAUUAUCGGAGAUGCUCCUUUCCCAUAAUAACUAUCAUGUACACCAAUAGUAGUGGUGCAGUGCAAGCAAACAGACAGACACUGUGCUUCUACAUUGCCACUGUGGUAUUGGAUGCUUCUCUCCAGAAGUGCAGUUUGUAAAGCAAUGCUAUUUAGCAGUCAGAGGUACCCAGUGCAAAGCACCAUGACCACAUUCAUGAGGUAUAGGGGCACUGUAACUGUCUUUAUUAUGGAAUUGGUAUGCAUAUUAUUUGCCUCAAGUAGGGCUUCUAUCCCUGACAUUACUUUAAAAAAGGUGUUCCAAUAUCCUGUGUCCUACAUCUGGCAUUUCAACCUGACCAGAUGCAUUACUCUGUGGUUUACCUAGUAACACUAUACCCAUCCUAUAUAUGUGUCUUAACAGUCCUCAUAGGACUCCUUUCCCAUUUAGUCUGUUUUACUGUACUUGUCUUUCUGCCUAACAGCAUGGGUAGCCCCAAAACCUUGUGCAAUGAUACUUAAUCAGUGCCUUCUGCUCAUUAAAAAAACAGUUCCCAACAUACCAGAAAGUAUAUUUAUAGUCUACUGCAUUGGAAUUACAAAGGAAAGGGUAAACAACAAAAAUGUGGAUACAUAAAUAAAACCUAUGCGGAAGUAGGCCAUGUUUUCCCCUACCACAAAGAGGAAUAUCUUGUUAACAUACAUGUAUUAACAAUGUUUUAUAGAUAGCACAUGUUAAUAACUGAAUGAAAAUCUUUAUAUAUAUAUAUAUAUAUAUAUAUAUAUAUAUAUAUAUAUAUAUAUAUAUAUAUAUAUAUAUAUGCAGAAGAAAUAGUGUCGAAAGCACAUCUAUAUAUGAUAGGACAGUCGGUCAUUUAAAGCAACAGACCUUUUGUUUUAAAGAAUUAUAAAACAUUUUGUUUUAGUUAUUUAGAGUUGUUAGAAUCUUACAUGUUCCCGUAGAUUUCUUCUUAACCCUGAAUUAUCAGAAACAAAAAUCACUGAAUUGAGCUGUUGUGCAGCUGGGAAUUAAUAUGUGACCUGAUAUUGAAACCUCUCUUUGUCUAUAUUUACUUACAUACAUACCAAGCACAGGUCAUUUGGUACUGGUGCAGCAUAUAAAUUCCAUCCCAUUGGUAUACUGUUCCUUCUAAACACCAAAUGCAUUGCAAUCAAUAGUUAAGGGUUUGGAUUUAGAUGUACUGUAUAUACAGUUGUAAGUAGCCAUGUUGAUGUAUAGGCAAUACAACAACGGAGCCACACAAGAGUAUAACAUAUUGUUCUUGGUAUGUAUUCUAAAUAUUCAAGGUAAUGAGACAUUGACAGCACCCAGCUACACACAUUUGGUGCCACGUUUGAAUUUCAAGGAAACUGGGAUCUGCCUUUUCCACUCUCAUUAUCUAGCUGAACCUGUGUUUUGUGCAAAAGACCAAAUUUGUUGUUAUUAAAUCUGUCACUAAUCUGUUAUUAGGUUGUUGUUUUUUAAUUCUGUGUCAAUCUUUCUGUAAAGUUUAUUAAAUGUUUCUGUAUUAUCAACAUUAGUGACAUUAAUAUCAUAAGCAAUAUUCAGUGGUGUUUUAAUGUAACUAAAAGCAUAUUUUUUAUGGUUUUAAUGUAGUUACUAUUAACUACAUAUGUAAUGAAAGUGCAUACAUUGUAUGUUAUUCCAUAUGUAGUAACAAUGUAAUAGCUACAUGUAAUGAAAGUAUAACCAGUGCCAUUAAGUAAACAUUACCUUUUUAUAAAAUAGGAGGAGCUUGCAAUGACUUGGAUACAAUGGGGAAAUGUGUGUUCUUGUAACAUCUGACAGGAAAUCAAUAAUAAAGCAGGUUAAUGUUCCAUAUGAAAGUAUGUUCAAUCAGUUUCUUUAUCACUUUGUCCUUUUUAUUGUAUUGUAAUUCUGAAUAAUAAAAUAAAUUGCAAAAUUCAAAGAAAUCUGUUUAGACUGGGGAGGGGGGGGUGUCUAUCAUUCCAAACUUGUGUGUGUGUUAUUAACUCCUGAAGAAAGGGAUCUGUGCUGUACAAUUAAUCUGUGCUGUUCUGUGAGACCAGCGGGACCAAGUCCCUUAAAUUAUUGUUGCAAAUCUCAGUUUGUCAUUAAAAACAUUAUAAUUGUG